GUCUCGCACCAACCCACACCUCUCUCUGUCCAUCCCAGGCUUUAUCCCCUCAUCACUGAUCUCUUCAUCCCUCCAAUCCUCAUCUGUUCCUCACAGGAGGAGCACAGAGUGGAAUAGUGUGACAGCAAAAGUGAAUGAGCGGGAGAAAGUACGACAACUGGACGAGCCGGACCAAGCCUGAUUAACCAUUUAGCCAAAACUUCCUGUGAGGAACUAACCGAGAUACCAAGUCAAAUAGGAGACGUCAGACAAAUCGCCGCAGGGGAGCCAAAGACCAACAAAAACACUGUAUCGGUCUAUUUUCGAGUCUUCCAUCUUCUCUCUUCUCCACUGGUGAGAGCGACUACAAACCAGCACCAUGGGUGAAAUGGAGCAACUGAGGAAGGAGGCGGAUAAUCUUAAAGACCAGAUCACCGCUGCUCGCAAGGCAGUGCAGGACACUACAUUUCAGGAGGCUGCAUCUGCGAUCGCUGUAGUGGGACGUGUCCAAUUGAAAACAAGGAAAACCCUGAGGGGUCAUCUUGCCAAGAUCUAUGCAAUGCACUGGUCCACUGACUCCAAGUUGUGCGUCAGCGCCUCUCAAGAUGGCAAACUCAUCGUGUGGGACACCAUCACCACCAACAAGGUAAAUGCCAUCCCUCUGAAGUCAUCAUGGGUGAUGACCUGUGCCUACGCCCCGUCCGGGAACCUGGUUGCUUGUGGUGGUCUGGACAACAUGUGCUCCAUCUACAACCUUAAAGGAAAAGACGGGAAUGUCAAAGUCAUGCGGGAGCUGGCAGCGCACACAGGUUACCUAUCCUGCUGUCGUUUCAUCAGUGACAGCGAGAUCAUCACCAGCUCUGGAGACUGUACUUGUGUGCUGUGGGACAUCGAGACUGGGACACAGAAGACAGUCUUCGCAGGACACCAGGGUGACUGCAUGUCACUGGCCGUGUCCCCCGACUUCAAAUUUUUCAUCUCAGGCGCUUGUGACUACACGGCCAAGCUGUGGGACAUUCGAGAAGGCCAGUGCAGACAGACCUUCGGAGGCCAUGAGAGUGACAUCAAUGCCAUUGGGUUCUUCCCCAACGGCAACGCAGUGAUAACAGGUUCAGACGACGCCACAUGCAAACUGUACGACCUGAGGGCCGACCAGGAGCUGAUCACCUACCAGGACUCCAGCAUCAUGUGCGGAGUCACCUCUCUGGCCCCCUCCCUGUCAGGCCGCCUGAUCCUGGCUGGCUAUGACGACUUCAACGUCAACAUUUGGGAUUCACUCAAAGCAGAGCGAGUCGGCGUUCUGGCUGGCCACGACAACAGAGUGAGCUGUAUCGGAGUGUCCUCAGACGGGAUGGCGUGCUGCACAGGAUCCUGGGAUAGCUUCCUGAAAAUUUGGAACUGAAGCCUUCCUAUCAUCAGCACCCAUGUUGAGAGCAGCCAACAGAGAGUAAAGAGUAAAAUAACAAUGAGCACAGAGAUGUUUGAUAUGGAGGGAGAAUGUGAUCAUUUAAUCGUGCCAAGUCCUAUCUAAAGUUGGUGGGGAGGUUUAAUGUGAUAGACGUCUCUUUGCGGUGUCACAUUGAGCUCUCACCUUUCUGGUCACUCCAUAGGAAGGAUUUGGGAUGGAAGGGUGAGAAAACGAUCAUUUCUAUCAGCAGCUCCACAAAUUGAGAAUCGUACCGACAACAUGCACAGCGAUUAGAUAGUCACGCCACAAAAUGGUUGCCAAAUGAAAAUGGUAGCACACUGGAUGAGGUAGGAUUGUGUCGUCAUAGCUUCCACAUUAGCUCUCUGCUGUGUUCAAACAAACAAUAAGUGACAUGGAUAAUAUGAGCAUUUUUGUUUGUUUCUAGUUUAGGUUGAUUUCCUGGACUUUCCUCUUUUCAUUUCUAAUUUUAUUUAAAUCUAAGUUCUAGUUUGCAGCUGUUUUACUUAGUGUUUGAGUUGUUUUGUAUGUGAGUGAUGAAUUUGGGGUCUUCCCCCCCGCCCCCCUCCUCUCUCUCCUCCACCCAGUAGCAAGAUCUGGAAAGUGCUAUGAAUCAGCCGUGAGGUGACAGAUGGGCGAAAUCAUGGCUCACCAAGAUAAUUCAUUCAAAUGACCUAUUUUGUAUCAGGACAGAGGUUUGUGUGUGAUUGUUUUAGCAAACACAGCACUUGUGUAAGGACGACCAAAACGUUUCCACCUGUACAUAAACUAUUGUCAGCAACCAUGGACUUCUUCUGUCAAAUGAAUCUUAAUUCGAAAAAUACUCAGCCUCCUUUUCACUGUGCAAAGCAAAGCAAUAACAGAGAUUAUUUAAUAAACUUGGA
Molecule: messenger RNA, 2289 nt
Organism: Synchiropus splendidus (mandarinfish)
Lineage: Eukaryota; Metazoa; Chordata; Actinopteri; Syngnathiformes; Callionymidae
Gene: gnb3a
Product: guanine nucleotide binding protein (G protein), beta polypeptide 3a
Exons: 10
Coding region: 359-1381 (340 amino acids)
Biological process (GO): G protein-coupled receptor signaling pathway
Cellular component (GO): cytoplasm; heterotrimeric G-protein complex
Molecular function (GO): protein binding; signaling receptor complex adaptor activity
Source: RefSeq, a predicted model, not a curated record